GAUGUUCUGAAGAAUUUAAGUGCAAAUCAGAAUGAAAAGGAUGAUGGACCUUGGUGUAAUCCAGAGCCGAUGAUUAAAGCUGAUAAACCAACAGAAAAAUGUUCAUUUUUUAUAAAAACAGGGGCAUGUAGAUUUGGUGAUAGAUGUUCGCGUUAUCAUCCACCAACCUCUGUCAGUACUACACUAGUUAUUCCAAAAAUGUUUAGUAAUUUUUCAAUGGAACAGUGUAUGAGGGAUGAAUAUGAUACAGACAUCUGUUUAGAAUUUGAUGAAAAAGAUGCAUAUGCUGAUUUCUUAAGUUUUUAUGAUGAUGUAUUGGGUGAAUUCAGAGCGCUGGGUGAAGUGAUACAGUUCAAAGUGUGCUGUAAUUGGGAACCACACUUGAGAGGAAAUGUGUAUGUUCAGUAUAACAGUGAAGAUGAAUGUUCUAAGGCUAUCAGUAUGUUUAAUGGUAGAUAUUAUGCUGGAAAGCAAUUGACAUGUCUCUACUGUCCCAUUACCAAAUGGAAAUCAGCCAUUUGUGGAUUAUUUGCAAAGAAGAGAUGUCCUAAAGGGAAACACUGUAACUUUCUUCAUGUAUUCCAAAAUCCUGGUGGUGAAUUUACAGCAGCUGACAGGGACUUACUUCAUUAUCAUCAAUAUGAUAGACAUGGUGACAUAGAGGGAAAUUUGCAUGAACACCAUGCAAGAAGUAGUGAAAGAGACUGGUAUUCAAGUGAGAGCAGAGUGCAGAAAACAUAUAGAAGUAGGAACAUGUAUAAAGAAAGUAGUCCAAGCAACGGUAGACACAGGAGAAUUAGUAGGACUAGAGAUCACAAAUACAAUGAAAGUAGUCAUAGAGGUAGAGCUAGGAGUCAUAGCAGAGAUAGGAGUCAUAGCAGAGGUAGAGACAGCAGUUAUAGCAGAGGUAGAGACAGGAGUCAUAGAGACAGGAGUGACAGAAGCAGGAGUCAUAGCAGAGAUAGGAGUCAUAGCAGAGGUAAAGACAGGAGGCAUAGCAGAGGUAGAGAAAGGGGUCAUAGAGACAGGAUUGACAAAGGCAGGAGUAAUAGCAGAGGUAGAGAUAGGAGUUGUAGCAGAGACAGGAGUGACAGAGGCAGGGGUCAUAGCAGAGAUGGGAGUGACAGAGGCAGGAGUCAUAGCAGAGGUAGAGACAGACGUCAUAGCAGAGGUAGAGACAGGAGUCAUAGCAAAGGUGGCGACAGGAACCAUAGCAAAGGUAGAGGAAGGAGUCAUAGCAAAGGUAGAGGCAGGAGUCAUAGCAGAGAUAAAGACAGAAGUCCUAGCAGAGACAGGAGUCAUAGCAGAGGCAGGGACAGGAGCCAUAGCAAAGGUAGAGGCAGGAGUCAUAGCAGAGAUAGAGGCAGUAAGCAUAGCAGAGGUAGAGACAGAAGUCCUAGCAGAGACAGGAGUCAUAGCAGAGGCAGAGACAGGAACCAUAGCAGAGAACGGAGUAAAGACAGGAGUCACAGUAAAAGUAGAGAUAGGAACAAAAGUAGUGACAGGGAUCAUUACAAAAGUAGACACAGAAGUCGUAGCAGAAAUAGAGCAGACAGAAGUCAUAGCAGAGGUAGAGACAGGAGUCAUUGUAAAGGUAGAGACAGCAGUACAGACAGAAGUCACAACACAAGAGUCUGGAGUCCCAGCAACAGUAGUGGAGAUGUGAAUUGUAGUAGAGUUGAACAUGAAAGAAAGGAAAGAGACAUAAAUUAUAAAGCUGUUGGUGAUGAACGCCAAAGUCAGAAUUUAGAUGAGACCAUGUGCACCUUUGAGAAUGAAGGUAACAGAGAUGGGGAAGUGAAGAGUAACAUAAGUAAAGAUAAUAGCAUAAAAAAACAUAAAAAGAAACACAAACAACAUAAACAUAGGCAUGCAAAGAAAAGGAAAAUGGAAGGCAAAGAAUAUGAUGCAGGAGAAUCUAAUUAGAUCAAAUCAAAAAAAUAGUAUUGACGAAUUUGCUACAACUUUGCCAUACAAAGAAACUUGGAGUGGAAUUACCUUCUGAUGAACAGUUCUCCUAGUUGCAG
Molecule: messenger RNA, 2027 nt
Organism: Saccoglossus kowalevskii
Lineage: Eukaryota; Metazoa; Hemichordata; Enteropneusta; Harrimaniidae
Biological process (GO): mRNA splicing, via spliceosome
Cellular component (GO): U2AF complex
Molecular function (GO): RNA binding; metal ion binding
Source: RefSeq, a predicted model, not a curated record